UGAGCGAGUCGACGAAGCAAAAUUGCUGUCUCGGCCUGCAACGGCUUGCUCGUGUUGGUUUGUCGUUUUCGCCCGCUCUAUUUUCCAUGGAAAACUCCGACUCCGGCCUCGACGGGGCUUCUUCACCACUUGUGAAAAAGGAGCAUUUUUCGCCGUCUGGAGAUGCGGCUUCCAAUGGGGGAAUGAAUGGCUUGACUAAUGGUCAUAGCGAAAAAGAGCGCAGUCACAAGUCGGAGCAUCGGGACAAAGAUAAGCACCGCAGUGACAAGCACAAAGAUAAGCACAGAGAGAAGGACAGGGAUAAGGAGAAGAAGCACUCCAGCAGCAGUAGUAGCAAGGACAAGCACCAUAGCAGCAGCUCGAAGGAUAAGCACAGGGAUAAAGAACGCUCUGAUAAGGAACGUUCCAAGGACAAGCACUCGCCCGACAAGGAAAAGGAGAGAUCUCGUGAUGCGGAAAAGCAUAAAGACAAGGAUCGCUCGGACAGGGACAAGAGCAAGCACGACGGAAAGGAGAAAAGCAAGCACGAGCACAAAAGCUCGUCUUCCAGCAAAGAGCACAAAAGCAGCAGCAAAGACAAGGAAAGAAUCAGCAAGGAUAAGGAAAGGGAGCACAAAGAUAAGGAUCGAAGCAAAGAAAAGCACAGCUCCUCCAGUGAAAAGAAGAGCAAAGACCACGGAAGCAGCAAGCACUCUGAAAAACCAAAGAUCAAGGACGAACCCGAGGAAUCUGCUGAGAUCGAAAUUGAGAAGCCUAGGAUGGCAAGUCCUCCUAAGCAAAUAAAGCCUGAGAUUGAGAGCGAAGACGAUGACAAGCCACUUCUUCAUAAACAGAAGAAUUGGGAAUCGAUGGAACGUGCUAGCCUCAAUAAGAGGAAGGCCGAGAUAGCAGGCGACGAUUCGGAGGAAGAUGUUCCCCUAAUGCAACGAAAAAAACCAAAGAAAGAAAAGGUGAACAAGAAACGUGUUAAGGAGGAAAGUGAGGAAGAGGAUGAUUUUAAGCCAGCCAAAAAAGCAAAGAAGAAAUCUAAGGUGGAGGAGAAAAAAUCUGAGAGCCCCACUAAAAGAGGCAAGAAGAAGGAGGAAGAGGAAAAAACUGUCUGGAAAUGGUGGGAAGAAGAAAAGCCCAGUGAUGGAACAAAGUGGUCGUACCUGGAGCACAAAGGCCCUGUUUUUGCCCCCGCUUAUGAACCUCUACCAGAUAGCGUAAAGUUCCACUACGGUGGCAAGCAAAUAAAGCUUUCAGAGCCAGCAGAAGAGGUAGCUGGAUUCUAUGCCAAGAUGCUGGAGCACGAAUUCACCACCAAAAAAACAUUCAACGAAAACUUCUUCAAGGACUGGCGCAAGACGAUGACUUCUAAAGAGAAGGAGUUGAUAACAGACUUGAAGCAAUGCGACUUCAAGCAGAUGCAUGCUUACUUCCAGCAAAAAUCUGAGGAACGGAAGGCUAUGACAAAGGAAGAAAAGCAGAAAAUAAAAGAAGAAAAUGAGAAAAUCCAGGAAGAAUAUGGAUUCUGCGUGAUUGACGGACACAAAGAAAAGAUCGGCAAUUACAAGAUAGAACCUCCCGGGCUGUUCAGAGGGCGUGGUGAGCAUCCAAAGAUGGGAAAACUGAAAGCCAGGAUCCUCCCCGAAGAUGUUAUCAUCAACUGCUCAAAAGGUGCACCUAUUCCAAAGGCUCCUGCUGGCCAUCGCUGGAAAGAAGUUCGCCACGACAACUCGGUCACAUGGCUCUGCUCAUGGACUGAAAAUGUUCAGGGUCAGGGCAAGUACGUCAUGCUGAAUCCUUCGUCCAAGCUCAAGGGUGAGAAGGAUAUGCAGAAAUAUGAAACGGCCAGGAAGUUGCACCGAAGAAUUGAUAAAAUCCGUGAAGAGUACCGUCAGGAUUGGAAGCACAAAGAAAUGCGAAUCCGCCAGCGCUCUGUUGCUUUGUAUUUUAUUGAUCGAUUGGCUCUGAGAGCUGGCAAUGAAAAAGAUGAAGAUCAAGCUGAUACAGUUGGUUGUUGCUCGCUCAGAGUUGAACACAUUGAGCUGCACGAAGAGAAAGAUGGCAAGCCGUUUGUUGUUGUCUUUGACUUCUUGGGUAAGGACUCGAUCCGCUAUUACAACGAGGUGCCGGUGGAGAAAAGAGUCUUUAAAAACCUUCAGCUCUUUAUGGAAAACAAAAACGAGGGCGACGAUCUGUUCGAUCGUCUGAACACCUCUAUACUCAACAAGCACUUGAACGAUUUGAUGGAUGGUCUUACCGCAAAGGUUUUCCGUACAUACAAUGCCUCUAUAACACUUCAGAGGCAGUUGGAAGAACUAACCGUUGAUGGUGCAAAUCUUCCAGAAAUGAUGCUUUCGUACAACCGAGCAAAUCGGGCAGUAGCUAUUCUGUGUAACCAUCAACGUUCUGUCCCUAAAACUCAUGCCAAGUCCAUGGAAAAUUUGAAAGCCAAAAUAGAUGCAAAAAAACAAGCUGUUGAAGAUGCGGAGCAGGCCUUCAAGGAUGCGAAGAAGGAGUUCAAACGCAGCAAAUCGGAAAAAGACAAGAUCAACGUGGACAAAAAGAAGAAAGCAUUUGAACGACAGCAGCAGCAGCUUGGGAAGCUGGAGUUGCAGGCAACAGAUCGCGAAGAGAACAAGGAAAUAGCCCUCGGCACCUCCAAGCUGAACUACUUGGACCCUCGAAUUUCCGUUGCAUGGUGCAAGAAAAACGACGUGCCGAUUGAAAAGGUAUACAACAAAACUCAGCGAGAAAAGUUCCGUUGGGCUAUUGACAUGGCCGGACCUGAAUUCAUUUUCUAAAUAUUUUAGAACUAUCCGAAUCGCUUACGAAAACCUCUAAUGAGGUUUUCGAAAAUCCAGAUAAUUUAAUUUUGUCUAUGUUAAAACAGUUUGUUCGUAAGAUAUAAAAGUAGGAUUAUUAUUUUAUUACUAUGCAAGAUGCAAACAUAUUAGAAAGGGGCAGAUGAUUAAGCUUGGAAAAAUUUCUCAAGAACAAGAUAUUGGUAUUGCAAAUGUAUGAAAUCGGAGGAGAUUUUAGUAGACAAUCGUACCAAAAAGCACCCCUAAAUUCUUAAAUUACCAUCUGCACUGCACUAAUAAUAUUAAAGCGCUCUUGCUACUCCUUGCGGAUUUAUUAGAGUCUCCUCAUCCAAUCAAUGCACUUGAGAUCUCCUCAGCAGUAGUGACUGUGACUUCUUCAUUUGAAACUGAACGACCUAAUAUUUAAUGCAUGUAUGUGUUUACCUUGCUUAUUGGUGGUGUGCUAUUUUUAUCAUUGAUUGUUAACUGACCUGCCAAGCUAUUAGCAUCAAAGAAAGUUUGCUAAGAUUAUUAAAAUCCCACUUGGUAGGUUCAAAACCUUUCUGUUGAGACAUUUUUCUGAGCAGAGACUUUUAUGAACUUAUAGAGUAAUAUUUUAUUUACACAAGCUUUUGAUAUAUUUAUUCCUAAAAUCAUCAUAAUUAUGCGGUUGUUUGAAUUUUACUUGCAUUGCACAGUUGAUGGUUUCUCUUGAUGCUUAUGUGAUUUCGAUUACGAACUUCUUUGUAUCUUGCAAGGAAUUUUAAGCCUCAUUAUAAUUUUAUUAUUCUUGAAUACCUACAAACUGUAGAUUUAAAAUAACGCAAUAAAGUAAUGUUGCUCGUAAUAAAUGCA
Neocloeon triangulifer is the source of this 3644-nucleotide messenger RNA. RefSeq names its product DNA topoisomerase 1 (gene Top1). Gene Ontology annotation, cellular component: chromosome; nucleolus. The coding region runs from base 87 to 2789 and encodes 900 amino acids. The record is from RefSeq and is a predicted model, not a curated record. NCBI's taxonomy places the organism in Eukaryota, Metazoa, Arthropoda, Insecta, Ephemeroptera, Baetidae. Gene Ontology annotation, biological process: DNA topological change; chromosome segregation; DNA replication. The transcript is spliced from 17 exons. Gene Ontology annotation, molecular function: DNA binding; DNA topoisomerase type I (single strand cut, ATP-independent) activity.